CAGCUCUUCAAUCUAUCGCAGGUUCUACAAGGAAACCCGAUUUUUUUGAGCGUACUAGAAGGGAAACAACUAAAGUCUUAAUUUGAAAAGGACAAUCGUGACACCUCCGACAGAGUCCGGCGCGACGUCUGUCGUGCAAGACGUCGACAACCAGGCUUCCAACGUGUAGUCUACUGCGGUUUUGAGAGUACACAUCACCAACACCCCGGUCAUCUGCUGGGCCGGCCUUUCCAAGAAGAAGCAUCGCUGGUCGUGCUGGUCUACAGCAUCAACUUCGCGGUCAAUUGUCCAGGAGAAAAGCAGCAGCAAUAUGAGUAGAAAGUCGGAGGCUGUACUAUCUUCGUAAGAACUUCUUCGAACCGAGGCGGGGCACACAUUACUGAUCAGCAGGUUUUUACACCAUCGCGAGCUCGCCCUGCAUUUUCAAUAUUUCCGAAUAUCACCAUGUCAGCGUGUAGCUGCUCUCCCAACCCUACUAGCAGCCACGUGGGCCGCGACGUCCGACGUCCUUCCGCCUAUUCGGAAGCGGGAAGGCUGUUCUCAACCAGCACAUCGCUCCCACGAGGAAUGACAACUACAUUUUUACCGCGGUGGGAGGAAGCUGAGACGAACAAUAGCUGCGAUACUUUUUCGCUUCAGAAAAAUAACCGCUCUCUUGUCGAUACGAAGAACAACCAGGAAAACAGCAGUGUUGCAGCUCCAGCAACAGGAACUAAAUUAUCUUUGUCGUUGACUUCCUCUUCCAGAAUCAAACGCCACGAAGGACGAGCCGCACGGGAACAAGAGGAGCUCGGCGAUGGUGUGCAGCUGCUUCACGAACUAGCUAGUAGAAGAGGUUCUUGCACGACGACGAGUGUGACCACGACGACAUCAUCAACACGACUACACGAACAGCGAGGAGAGCUGUGCACGACCUACCUGAGGACGCAAUGUGGGAAGUCUAGCUGUGGCGCAACAACGGCUCCUGGUGCAACUACGGCGUUCCGUAGUACUAGUUCUCGUUGUUCGUGUUCCAUUGCUACUGCGGCUGCAAAAAUGACUACAACAGUAAGUAGUGACCGAGAAGAAGGUAGUUCUGGACCGGCUUCCGCUUCUUUUUCUGCACCAGUCGCUGGUCCUCCUUCGGCAGCUUGUAGUACGACAAGCAGAUUGACGUCGUCACAACUAGAACUACCACGGAAAACUACUGCAAGAAUGGCGGAGCCGCGACCGACAUCGGCGCCAUCAUCUCUAGCUGGAACAAGCAGCUACAAUUGCGCAGUUGUAAACAAGGUGGGUCAACAGAGGGCAGGACGAAGUAUGGCUGAACCGCAACUAGCAGAUACAACACAAAGUAGUACGGAGAAGAGGAAAGCCAAAGGGAAAGCACUCUUUGGUACAACUACUAGGAGCGCAGCAGGCACAGCCAGUAGUUGUAGAACAAGUGGAUCACAAACAUCAUUUCUGAAUUUGAACAAAGCAGCCGGGCAACAUCAUGCGGGCCGCAAACGACAUGGUGAUGGUCGUGCUGCAUCCGUCAAGAACAUGGCAUCUCCAUCUUCUGGCGCUGAAGAAAAAAUGAGUUUCUGCCGUCCUUGUGCUUGUGCUUGUUCAACACCAGCGACGGCGGGCAGCACCUGCUCAGCAUCAACAUCUUCAUCCUCGAGCAGGAAUUCCUUCUUUCUCUCCGCGUAUGAACUGCAAAAGUAUCGUAUUCGUAUAAAUUGCAUAUACAAAUUUCCUCAGCAUGGGAAAUAAAAACUGUAAUGCGGAUUUCCCUUAAGAAAAAAAUUUGUAGUCGUGCAUGAGUGCAAUACAAACAAGUACGAUACUUUUGCAGUUCAUACCGCGUCGCUCCGUACGAUUUUCGCCACGAGCGUCGGCAUGCUACUUUUCCUCCCGACGCAGGUUCGCUUCGCGGCAGCAAAUAUGCAUUGCAAAUAUAUCUGGAAGGAUGCAAAGUAAAAGUUUGCCAUGGUAGUCUGGCAUGAUCCCACUCAGGUCCUCUGUAUUGCGUGGCCAGCAAGAACUCCUCUUGUCUGUCAUGCAAAAACGCUGUGUGAUUUCAUUUUUUUCAUGCGGAAUAUUACGCAACACGGGGACACGGGUAAAUCUGUCAUGCUUCGCGGUGCAUAAAACUUGCAGUGUGUUUUCUAUUCACUGAGAUGCAUCACAACGUUCCAGACCUAGAGAUAUUUGUAUGCUGUGCAAAAGUAUCGUACUAGUGUAAAUCGCAAUACAAAUUGGCUCAGCAUAUGGCGGGAGCAAAGUGAUAUUUUUGAAAAUAAUAAAAUUUUAACCAAAGGUUGAGGCUCCGGAUGAUGAGGGCAGAUUCUCGGAAAGAAAACGAAAAAAAUUUUCCAAGUUGAAUUUUUUCCAGCGCCUUCGCGCCGGGCGACCUUAUUGGGCCACAUCUUGAGGCGUUAGCCGAUCGGCCACAAUUGGCCCCGUUUUCUAUGAUUAGCGUCGGCCUGCGAAUUUGACCUAGGCGCGAAGACAUCGGGCUCCACCUCCUUUCUGGGUGGGGCGUCGCUAGACAUUGUAGCGCAGCAUUUCUUCAGAAAUGCGCCACAGGGCGGGCUUUGCAGGCAAUAACAUGGCCCGCCCACAGGUUUUCUGAUUUACUUUUUGCCACCCCCAAAAAAGCUCGGAAAAAUUACCCACUUUCAUACCCAUCGCAAAAAAUGCGUCAAACACGGGCGGAAAUUGAAGAGUUUGUCGCUCGCCGAAAAUUUUUUUGGAAUUUUUUUGGAAUUCCUUUGAAAUUUUUUUUUUGAAAAAUCGAUUUUUCACAUUUUGCAAAAUUCCCGCUUUAGCAUGAGUCGAACACGUGAUAGCGUGCGGAUUGGGGACAGUCGUUGUCGAAAACGCACGGAGCGCGCGACUUUCAAGGAUUUCGCAUGUGGUUGCUUGUGUUUUCUUCCAGGCCUGAAGCACGAGAAGCCCGCUAGUCACAUUCAAGCCAUACUGUUGCUCGUGUGUGAGGCUUGCGCGCAAUUUCUUUUCGGCCCGCCCCCAAACUUUUGUCCUGCGUUGGAAAUAUUUCGGUUUUCUUUCAAGCCCAAUCAUAAUCGGGGUCCCGGAACUUCAACAAAGGGUAAAAAUGCAUACUACGAUGGGACUACCUAAUUACAUUUUUAUGAUAUGCAUAGCUAGGCACCAUGUUAAAGUAGCUAGCUAAGGAAGGUCCGGGGCCGGCCCUUCGACAUCGUCUUCCACGACCUGCUGCUCCACGGCUGUGCCCACAGCCGUAACCGACCGGGCCGCCCUUCCUCCGUGCUGAUGCCGCUCCGCCGGACCUUCCUUAGCUAGCUAGCUUAAUCAUAUAGUUAAUUGGCGCCUUUUAUAGAUGGUUUUACAGUGUGCUAAAUGCAAAAGCCUAAAUACCCAUCGAUCAAAAUUUUAUUAUUUUCAAAAAUAUCACUUUGCUCCCGCCAUACAGCAUUACAAAUUAAAUUUGUAAUGCUGAUUUACCUUAGCAACUAGAUUUGUAAUGCAUAACUGCAAUGAGUACGAGUACGAUACUUUUGCAAUGCAUAAUUUGCAGUGGAUAGCAAAUUUCGUCCCGGACUUCGAGGUCUUCGGGGAAAACGACGAUCACGCACGGCUUAUGGAAUGCAGAUAUGUCUGGGUCUCGAAGGAUGGAACUUGUGAUGCUACCUUUGGAAUCUAAAAAAAUCUGUAUUGCAUGAGCAGCAAGAAGAGUCAGGCUGUUCUUUUUUCUACUUGGAGACGAAGUUGGUUCUCCGGCGGAAGAGGCAUGAAACCGCCUUCAAAAAAUCUGUGAUAUUACUCAGGCAUGCAUCACAGACAUCAUGGGUCAUGUACUAAAUAAAUAUACAUGACACACCUCGCAGGCAUCCUUCCAGACCUAGACGUAUUUGCAAUGCAUACGACUGGCGCCGGAACUACGACCGACCGCUCUACUAGAACAAACAGCUCCAGGUCCAGGUCCAGCUCCUUCACCCGGUAAUGCGAAAGCGCCGGCACAACAGCAAGCAACCGUGACGGAUGAUGAUGUCUUUUCAAAUGUGACUAAUGUCGUCAAGGGCCAAAAACACUACGAUGGCGACGCGGAGUAUGGGAUUGUCAGGAUCGAAAUCGACAAAGUUGAAAUAACUUGUAAUGCAUAAAAUUAAAAUCGAUACCAGUUGGAAGCCCAGUUUUCAAGCGGCGCAUGACAAAUUUCGGCACCAUCUAAAUCCAGUUUGUCAUGCCGUUCAGGGACAGAAGGCGUCUUUUGUCCUGCUACUUUAGCAGCUCUAGCGCACCAGACCCCAAACAGGCUGACAGUCGGCCUCACUUGCCGUCCCUGCAAGAGAGGCACUUCAUGCCUUGCAAUUUAUGCGUGAGAAAUUAUUUCAACGUUGACGAUUUCGAUCCUGACACACCCAUACGGCGACGGCGCUCGACAACGGCAUGCCCGACUUGGUCAAGCAGGAGCAGAAAGAUUUGUCUCUCUCGGGGCAGUAUGAACUGCAAACGUGGUUGGGUCUGGAAGAAUAAAAGAACAAGAAACUACCUGUAUUGCGCACCAUUUCGUUUUCGAAUCACUCCUGAAUCUGUGCAUAACAUUUUUCAUGCUUAUUUGCUGCGACGUGCAGUCUGUUACCAUUACCGUCUCCCAUCUGCAUCUUGGUACUGGAGAGGCUAGUCUAUAGAAGGUUCUUCCAGACCCUGAUAUGUUUGCAGUGUAUAGCCAGAUCCGGUCCUUGGUUGAGCAGGAGAAAAACGCCAAAACCUGUUUAUGAGACUCUCGAGCGUUACCUUGAUAUUGUUUACUGCAAUACAUUACUUGUCAACAUGUUGAUGUUGCAAAUUUGCUAUCACCCUCCACACGAUCAAGUUACUCCGCAUGGCAAGCUCUCGACGCCCUGAAUAGCUGCAUUCGAAUCCGUGCCUAAUCUGUGAUGCACGAGGACGCGCAAGCGCAAGCCCGAGGUCCAUGCAGUUCGCUUUUUGCUAGUCUUGGAUUCUGGCAAAAUCAUGUAAGUAACGGCGACCAAUGUAGUAAAGUUUGAGACGAGUCUUCCAUACUGUCACAAGCAUCCCUGCACACUCGUUGGGCUGAAAAUCAACGAGAAGGGGAUCGUCGAUAAAGGUGGCAUAUCAAAUGUAAAAAUGUCUGGGUCUGGAAACUUGUGAUGCUGGGUGGCGUAUCAUGCGGAAGCCAUAAGUGCUGGCUCAGCAUGACAAGUUUCUGAGCUUCUAGGUGUUGCCUAUUCUGCAUGACAAACUGCGUUUUUGCAUGACAGGAAAUUGGGGCUCUUGGGUAACCUGCAUGACAGAUUUAAGAGUCAUGCCAGAGAAGCAUGACAAAUCGCGCAUUCUUCCAGACCCAGACAUUUUUACAUUUGAUAUGGCAGCCACGACCUGAAGUACACACUAGAUGCAGACAAAAAAUGCGGUAUCCACCGAAGCAAAAACGUACCGACCCGGUUUAGUACUUUGCAUUGGCAAGAACUGCAACAAAUGUGCGAUGCUCAUGAUCCUGGAGCCGGUGUCAUAGGAGCUUUCUGUGCUCCUGACUGUCUCUCGAUUAUAGUGAAGAUCACUUUGCCGCUGAAAUUUUUAUGCCGCCUACUAGAGUUCUUCUUCUUUGUCGAGGAGGAGAAAAAUUAAAAUGGCUACCGUUUCGUCCAGCUGCAGCGUUGUAAAGUGACAGCGAUGUUGUUGCCCGACGAUCCUUGUUAGCUUCCCAAGAUUUUGAUGAACAUGAGAAAUAUCAUGUGGUUGGUACGUUUUUUCACAGAAUGAGGGGCACCGACACCGAGGCUGGCACCUCGUGUGACGACCUGUGUUGUUCCUACGUGUACUGUAUCAUCCGCAAAAGCAUCGCCGCUACGUAGUAAUGCUAAUGAAUCGCACACCAGCUCAACAUGCGUGAAAUACAUAUAGAUGCAUCUACUCAUCUACUAUCUUGCGUAUAAUGAACAGAUUCCGGCGCAUGAUGUUGACAUGAUCUAGCCUAGCUUUGACUCUGAAAAACGUUGUCAUGCCGUCACCGCUAGUGCGCCUACAUGAUAGAUUGCUUUUGCACGGCAUACACUGCAUCACGCAGCUCGACGACGUGAUUGCGGACUUCAUGUACCAGGGUAUGAGUCUACCCUGUGUUAAAACUACGUCCCAUCUACUUCCCAGAGUCAAGAUGGUGACUUUGCAACACAAAUCAACAAGAAGGUUUUGCUGGUGCGCAUGACACGUGGUUUGGGUGGUCUCGCCCGAGUGUAUAGUUCUUGUGGCUGGCUAAUAUAGUGAGCAAGCCACAUCACAAAUCAAAUCUAACUCCUAGUUCUCAUCCUGAUUAGAGCAUGACAAAGAAAGUCCCAGACAGUGUGAGAAAAUGGUCCGCAUGCGGCUGCGCAUGAUGCACAGUUUCGGCAUGCAAAAUUGCAUGACAGCCCUGGGGGGAGGUGGGGACGUUUUUACACAGGAUAGAGCCCCGACAGCGAUUCCGAUACUAGCAAGUCGCUGUCGCCCAAGCGCAAGUAUCGUAAAGGAAAGUCCCCCCUCCCCAUACUGAAAAGGGAUACUUCUGAAAAUUUUUGAUGCUGAUUUAGGACCACAGAAUGAGAAUCAUUAUUGCAAGAAGGCAAGAAUAAACCCAGAGACUCCGCUGCAUUCUAAGAGAAUUUCAUAAUGCUGUAGUAUGGCAUUCAGAGGAUAGUUCUGCAUUGCUAGGCACCUACAACAAAAAGGCACUAUUCGGGCUUUGCAUCUGCCUGCAGUCCUUUACUGCAAGGCAGAGCUGAUCCGUGUACAACACGAAUGAUCCCGCGUUCCACAGAUUUCCGAUUCGAUAUUGGGAGGGGCGAAUUUUCAUUUUGAUAGCAAGCACGUCAUGUUCCCAGCCUGCAAACCGGACAAGACGGUGAAAGACGGGGUAAGAUAAAGCUUAAUCACAAUCACUAUGUAAUGCUGUAUAAAAAGUUUCUUGUUAUGUAAACGUAAGUCUAAGUAGUAGUACCAUCGAUCUUCACUACACUUCUUCAUCGUGUUCACCUGAGCAUGAGUGUAUCCAACGAGAUGAAUGAGGAUGUGCUGCGCUUUGCAAUGAGAAACACCACGGAACGAAAAUAACAAACUUUUUUGUUUGAAGACGAGACCUACAACUAGUAGAAUGUAGUUACAAGAACACAAUGUACAAGAAUAAGCAACACAACGGCGAACAGGAUAUCCAAGUGGGAGGAUGCCCCUCAAAGACAGAGGCCCCCAAGGAAAGGCGUCGCGGCGCGGCGUAGUGGGCUCCCUAAGUGUGUGAGCGCCGCCGGCCUUGCGCACCGGCGGGCGGGCAUAGGAAGCGGCCGGCCGGGCGCGGCAGGACAAUGCCAGGCCCUUGCGAAUACAGCAAAACCCGCGCUUCCCUGCCUAAGCAGAGCGACACACCCGCCCGGGCCCGCUUGCCAGCACGGCCCUACCAUUUUUGCUUCGCAGGGCCCGCAUUCUCUCCGGCGUGCUUCGGCGACGGCACGGGGCGCGGCGGGUUUUCGGAUCGACCCCGGGGCCCCUUGCGCUUACUCUAUACCCGCCCCGGGAUUGUUUCUGAUCCUAGCGGCCUCUGCAUCGCUGCGCGCGCCGAAUCACGAAACUCCGCCCGCCACGGGGACAGCGGCCUUGUUGGCGCUUGGUAGUUCUUUCGCAGACCCCAAAUCCGCCCCGCAGCCAAACAAUCAGGGGCGAGGGCACUGCGCGACGCGCCCUUGCGCCCCUAUUUUUUUGGCAUGCGCACCCCGGGCCCUCCGCCACCAUCUGGCCCCGACACCCCAGGGCCGGCGACCGUGAUUGUGUUGCGAGGCGGGCGGCUGUUUGCUUUUAUUGACUACCGCCCGAAACAGCUCGCCAUCGCCACCGCCUGCCAAACGCCCAAGCGUGACCUUCACGCCCUUUGGGCUUUCGCUGCCUGCGUGGGCCCCCUCGUCGGCCGAAUGUCGGCGACCACGCGCCACAGCCUGCGCGCGGGUUGCGCCCCGUUUGUGGUCUCGCCGCCCUAUUGCCAUAGCGUCGCCACAACUUUGCGGCCAUGGGUGCUGGCGGUUUCACGUUCGCGCACCGCUCCGAGACGGGUCCGCGCCUCAGCUUCCUGCUUUACCACCCCGCCGGCUACCGCAGUAUCGGGCUCCGUCUGCAUUUCGCAGGCGGGCCUUCCGCUUUUAGCUAUAGUAAUGGGGCCAGUAAAUGCACAUAUUGCUAGGCAUUUAAAUGGCAUAUGAAAAAAAAAAAAACUCUCAAAAAAAAUGAGCUCGCGCCGCCAUAUACAAGAAUAAGCAACACAACGUCGAACAGGAUAUCCAAGUGGGAGGAACGGUGGACAGCGACCAGCGGGAGCAAAGCUUCAAAAAAAUGCCCGUCAACAAGGUGCGGGCCAGCGAGUGCAAGGACCGGGUCGGGUUUUUCCACUGGCCAUCGUUGGACCAUCUGAACGGUUUGCCGCUCCGACGCGAUGUACUGCACGGCGUGGCUGAUAAGAACAGCAAGGACGUGGGUAUGGGAUAAAAAUGCUCAAACGUUACAUUCUCAGCUGUUGCAGGAUUUAGGAUGCGUCUUCAAAAGUGCCAUGUGAUGUCGAUCAGCAUCUUCGAGACGAUCAAGCUACUGCGCAUGACAAAUCUUCGAAGGGGCAAAACAGCGUGGAAACCUGUGCCAAACUUGUAUGUAGUAAUGCGAGAGGUGCAUCAAGAAGCUCCCUCCCUCGCCCUCCUGUCGCUUUUGGCAUUCUUGUUGCAUCACAAAAGGUCAUGCAACAUCUUCAGAAUGUAACGCUUGAGAGCCUCAUUUUGGGGUACUUCUUCCCAACGGCGCGACCACUACACUUCAAGGAUUUGAUAUCGUACGGAAAGAAUGUUGCACUGUAAGAGUUUUGCAAGGUCUAUAACACAUCAAGUUUGUUUUACAUUAUAUAUUUACGAAAGAAUAUAGAAAAUCAAAAUGCUGAUGUUCCAUCCGAGCCUCUCAGGCGGGGAAAACUACAACAUUCAUGCCCAAAAGUUCAUGGUCCGUGCUGCGUCAUCUUCUCCUGCAUCACAAGUUUACAGUGAAACAGUUUUAGCAUUUUCUUGCAUAUCGAAAGACCCCCAAGCAGAUUGGACAAAGUAAAAAAGAGAACCCCGACACCUUAUCCAACAAGGAGGAGCGGGGAUUGACCGACUUCGAGGACGAUGACGAAAUCGUGUUGCGCGGGGCGUUAUGCAUUGGAAAAGUAUAAUCGCACUCGUCGGAAUCUCAAUUUCAGUGAACACGCAUGACAAAUUAUCUCGCUUUUUAGGCACAGCAGCAUCUUCACAAAUUUCAUUUUUCCUUUCAGAAAAAUUUUAUUCUAUCCAGUGUCUACUAGUGCGAUCAUACUUUUGCAAUGCAUAGGCGUUUGAAUUCACCGCCACUCCCAUCGUCUGGGAGAAUCCGUUAUGCGUUGCAAAUAUGUCUGGGUCUGGAAGGCUGCAGCCAGCAACUUGUGAUGCAGAUUCUGGAAUAGGCAAAAAUCUGAAUCUGCCUUGCGUAGUCCGGAGAAGACUCGAGAUUCUUGUGUCCAGGACAGGGCAUUUCUGAUGCAAGCUGGGCAUGGAAAGACCUUCUUCGCAGAAUUUAUUGUCAUGCUUUGCGUGCACUCCAACCCGUCUCGCAGAUGCAAAAACUGCAAAGUAAAUGGCUGCGUUGUUCCAGACCCAGACAAGUUUGUAAUGCAUAUCCGUUCAUUGGGGCGGCCGCGGGAUAUGAAACGCAAAUUUUCGUAUAUGUCUCGGUCUACUGGUACUGGAAGAUUAGCAUGCUUGCGUGGCAUCAACGUCAUACAGGGUUUGUGUUUGACCCCAAAACGAAACCAUGUCAUGCAUGUUGCGGAAAGGCGCAGCUCUUUUGUUAUGUUGUAGAAACGCAGCGUAAUCCAUUUCCAUUCGCAUGCGCAUGCCCGUCAGAAGGUCAAGGUGGUACGGAAGGUGAACGCAGCGGACGCCUAUCUUCCCAUAGCUGUCUGCAGUACCAUAUUACAACCCAGACGUAUAAUCUUCACUUCAUAUUGGAACGCUGUACACGAAUCCCGACGACGACAAGUAUGAGCGUGCACAACGAGGACUUCCCGUUCCUUUCCCCGAACUAUUGAAAAUCAUACAUGACAAGCAACAGGAACACCACGGAAGUUCGCGUUAGUAGAUCAUAGAGUCUGUGCAUGACAAGCAUCUGGUGCCCAGACUGUAAUCACUGCCUGGCUGUGACCUUUGGGUUUCUGGAAUGUGUCAACAUGGAGAAAUCGUGGCAAAGGGGAUGAAAGUUGACAUUUUGCAUUUGUACGAAGGAGGGGAAGGGGGAGUUUUUAUGCACCCUCAUAUCAGCAGCCAGCCCGGUAGUGGUGGCGGCGGCGGUAGCGGCGGCACUGUCGGCGGCGGCGGCGCCUUUAUGCAACUAAGCGCUGGGCAGGAAACUCGGCGUCAAACGCUACGGCUGAUCGUUGCGGACUCGCGGGGUCUAUGCUUUGCAAAAGUAUCGUACUCGUAUAAAUGCAUUACAAAUUUUAAUUUUCUCAGCAUGAGAAAUAAAAUUUGUAAUGCGGAUUGCCCUUAAGAAAAAGAUUGUAAUGCAUGAUUGCACCAAUACGAGUACGAUACUUUUGCACAGGAUAGGGUCAGAACCAUCCGUUGUUUAACAAGGCCUACAGUGACGAACCCAAGGACUGGCACAUUCCAAAAAGCAGAGAGGUACUGGUGAUAGAAAAGAUGUUGAUGUUCUUUGCCAGCUGCAUCUUCGUUUCGGGCCGGAACAAGAAUUGUCAUACAUUCUCCAGCUUUGUCUUCAUGCAAACUUGAAUAGCCUGGCAGAGCGGUGUUGAUACUAUCCAUAUACAAAGAAAUAAACUACAAAUACUAGGCCUACAUGGUUGGCGGAAUAUCCACUGCAAAUGUAAUAUGAUCUGAGUCCUCUGGAAACGUACUCAAAAAGGAAAUGGAUCAACGCUUUGUAUUAGUAUUAUUUUUGCAGCGACAUUCAGAUUCACAUUGGUUUGCACAUGCGAAAACAAGUUGUCGUGCAUUUGUAUUUGUUACAACUUCACAAGUAAGUUUCCAGUGUCAGAUUGAUCUUUUGCUUGUGAUACGGAACUAUGGAUGACUACAUCGAUCUGGCGGAAUAUCGUAGGAAAAAAGUGUUUUGCUGAGCCGCUUUCUUUGAUAGUGCGUCACAUCUUCAAGUUUGUUGCUCUACAUGAUCAUCCGUGGCGAAGAGCAACGAUAUUGCCAUGCCGGCCCACUAAGACUAAUUCAGUAAGGGGAAUAUUAUUAAACACGCAACGGCAACGUGCACAAAAUGAGAAAAAACGCUAAAUAAAAAUCCUAAAAGCUACUAAGCCAGGUGCUGUAUUGCAAAGUGUUAUGCUUAGACAGGAAGUUGUGUUUACCACAGUGAAACGGUUUUUUCUUGCGAUGCCGAAUGCUGCUCGGUGGUGGUGCAAGCGAUGACGGACGACCACUAUUACAACCUGGAGGGCCAGAAGCAACCGGAGCGGUACUUCUACUUGUAGUCAUUCUCUGACAGGGUGGAUUCUAGUAGUACUUGGGAGAAUUCAUAAGGAACUUUUUUCGUGCUAGUCCUGUUCUUGAACGAGGUGCGCUUUAUUUUGGUGCCUUUAAUAGCUGUGCCUUUUUCUAUCCACAUGAGAAUUAUAUGCAGUGGCCUACACGAGCUGCAUUGGCAUGAUUAUAGAUGGUGGUGGUACGUGGACUUGAAAUGAAAUAUGAAUCUAGUCGAAUCCUCAGAUGUAUGAAUACUACGGAUUCAUCUCUCCAAACUGCAGGUUCGUCGUGCAGAAUUGUGUGGUGUUUACGGAGAACAUGCACGAGCACCUCUACGGGACGACGUCCACAACAACGACGUCGCAGGCUAUCCAGUGCAAAUACGUCUCAGGCUGGAACAAGAAUGCAAACUUGUGAUGCAUCCUGUACGUCACGACACUCACAGAACAAGAAUCUGUGUUGCAUGACUACCAAAAGUAGUUGCGCGAUUUUACUCAAGGUGGAAAGGACUUGUUUCUCAUGCAGAAUAUUAUCAGGCAUGAACAUGAUGGAGACAAGGACAACUUCGCAGAACAAUCUGUCAUGCUAGGUCUGCAUUCAUCCGGUGGACCUCAUCAGUCUGUAAUGGAAAAUAUGUAUCGCAAAUUUCUGCAUUCUUCCAGGCCCAGAUACAUUUGCAGCGCAUAGCCCCUUCUUUCCUGCAACUCGGUGAGACGGAAAUCGAGCUGCAAGUGACGGUCUAGUUGUAAAAAUCGCGACUGAAUCUUCAAGAAGAGGCGCAACAAGCUACUACACGAGAAGUAGCUGUAGAGAGGACUGAGGACGGUGAGGAUCUUGUUGAUGACGUUAAAAAGUAAAAAAACUAUUCUAGGAAAAUAUUACUCAUAUGUUACUGUUUCUGUUAGAAAGAUGAAAAAACGAUUCGAAUUUACACUUUUCACAGCACUGUAUAAUGGCUACGUCGAGUCCGUCGAUGCUGAGGGGACCUUGUAGUCUAGUCCAGUUUUGUUUUCUAAUCAAUUCUUGAUGCACCCACUUUUCGUACAAGCGCAAGAACGUCGUUUUUACUCAACUGAAAUUAACUUAUCCUGUAGUUGACCACUUUUUAGACGAUUUAGAUUUACUCUUACAACUCUCACAGAAGAAAAUGCGAAUGAAGAACGAAAAUUAAGUCGCGAAGGAAAAUGAACAUGCACCAAAAAAUAAAGUACUACGAACGUUUAAGUAUUCUACUUCCCAUGAAAAAUGAUUGUUAUUGUUUCUGUUUGAAGACGAGCAGAUACUUAAAGCCGCGAUGAACGAAUUCGAUAGCAGUUUCAACCUAGUACUGACCUCCUAGCGAGACCUGCGCUCAGAUACUGUGAAUGAAAUUAAGUUUCGCGACGAUUGAAAAAGUAUCCAUGCUGCUUUACAGUUUUGUCUACGAUAUUUCGAUUGUCACCGCGGAAGCAAAUGCAAAGAAAAGUGAACCACAACCAGCCAGGGACAGCAAGAUUUAGAUGACUAGAGGAUCAUGUAGUUGCAACAUCAGCCCCAUGUUGUCGGUGGCAAUCGCAAUUUUGCCUCGACACGGGAAAAGAUGGAGCAGUGACAGGAGGAGGGUCGGGGACACUCUUGCAUAAUUGUCCGCAAUUCAAAGAAAUUUCAAUUCGCACGACUAACUAUGACAAAAGAAAUCAUCGAGAAUAGUACACUUCGAUGCGCCUUGAUGCUGAAGAUUUUUUACGAAAAUGAAACUGUACACUAUGAUUUACUUUCAAUAGGUUUAAACAGCAAAGCGCCGCACCCUGGAACAGAAAG
This is a messenger RNA of Amoebophrya sp. A120, 13274 nucleotides long. NCBI's taxonomy places the organism in Eukaryota, Dinophyceae, Syndiniales, Amoebophryaceae. The record is from the annotation of a GenBank genome assembly.